Messenger RNA from Gigantopelta aegis, 780 nucleotides. Its product is annotated as proton myo-inositol cotransporter-like. Gene Ontology annotation, biological process: transmembrane transport. The record is from RefSeq and is a predicted model, not a curated record. Lineage: Eukaryota; Metazoa; Mollusca; Gastropoda; Neomphalida; Peltospiridae. Gene Ontology annotation, molecular function: myo-inositol:proton symporter activity. Gene Ontology annotation, cellular component: membrane.
AUGGCCAAAUCAGACUCAGUGAGGUGGCAAGCCAGUAGUGAUGGAGAGGAGGAAGAAAGGGUAUUGAUUUCAGACAAUGAAGUUGAUGAUACAGAUCUUCCUGAAUUAUUAGACGAGCUCAGUAGCUCUCAUACAUCACACAUUACAUGCUAUCUCUUAACUCUUGUCUCUUUUUCUAUCAUUGGUGGUUUUUUAUUUGGAUACGAUACAGCUGUUAUUUCUGGUGCAUUGUUGGUGUUAGAUCAAGAUUACCACUACACAUUGACAACAAUACAGAAAGAACUUCUAGUCAGUAUCACUAUUGCUGCUGCAGCCGUUGGUACAAUAUUUGGAGGUUCUUGCAAUGAAUAUCUUGGAAGAAAAUACACCAUUAUGAUAGCAUCUAUAAUUUUUACUAUUGGAGCAGUAGUUAUGGUGUCUGCACCUUUAAUGUGUUUGGGCUGGGGAAUUAUUCUUGUAGGACGUUUCAUAGUGGGUUUAGGAAUAGGUAGGUUAGCUAGUAUGACGGUCCCAAUGUAUUUAGCUGAAUGUUCACCAAUAAAUCUCCGAGGAAGACUAACUGUCCUUGACAAUAUGGCCGUUACAUGUGGUCAGUUUGUAGCUGGAAUCAUUGAUUUUGCCUUUAGCUAUACGAGACAAGGUUGGAGGUACAUGUUAGGAUUGGCUGCUAUUCCUUCAUUAAUAAGAUUGGUAGCUUUUAUAUUUCUUCCUGAAAGUCCACGUUGGUUGGUAGGAAAAGGAAAGACAACAAAAGCAAAAACUAAUACUAAGAAAGGUUAA